Molecule: messenger RNA, 2277 nt
Organism: Sodiomyces alkalinus F11
Lineage: Eukaryota; Fungi; Ascomycota; Sordariomycetes; Glomerellales; Plectosphaerellaceae
Exons: 9
Coding region: 1-2277 (758 amino acids)
Source: RefSeq, a predicted model, not a curated record
AUGGUCUCGAAUGAUCCGGUCAAAUGGGGGAGCAGUAUCCGUAUUGCAGCAUAUCAUUUCUCUUGGGCCAAAAAACCGAGUCUCGGUUUCUGGCUGUUCCUUUGUGAGCCCAUCCCGUCCUUUGUUGUCGUCAAGGCAUUGCGAUGGCCUCCCUACGCAGCCUCCUUUGUCCCUUCUUGUGGACUUGGCCGGAACCGUACCUGCUCCUUUGUUGGCGUGGCCAGCCUGAGAGACCCCAAGAUUCAACGCAUCACCAGCGUCACACCGAAGUUGCGAGGAAGAACAAUGGCUUCAAACACAUUUACUCCCGUCAACGGAGCGAUUCCCAAGACGCCCUAUGCCGCGGAAUACGUUUCACGGUACGGUCAGGUGACGGAGAUGGACGCCCAGCUUCUCUCCCAUCUGAACUGCAGCUACUUCUCGACCACAGGCGUGGCCCCCACACUCCUGGCGUUGAAGAAGCACGCCCAGGCCCUCGCGAUUCUCAUCCGGCAGAUUUCCGUCAGCACCAGCUUCGGCGAGGUCGACGGCAAGAAUCACGCUGCUGGCGGCCACGCGGUGCGGCGGUUCAGGGAAAACGAGGCGUUCGACUGGCUCGACGACCUCUCGACACCAUACCACACCGACGACGAGUGGCACCACAAGCCCCUGGUCGAGCUGAUGAACCAAGUGGCGGCGCAGACGGACGUCGGGGGCGUGGCGCACCACUGCCCCCUGACCCUGAGCCGCCAGGUCGAGCAGUACCCGGGCGGCCAGAAGGUCCGGCCGUACGCCAACCACGCGGCGCUGACCAUGCACGCCAACGAGUGCCUCGAGAUCCUGGACCACGAGUACAGCGCCACGGGGGGGCUCAUGUCGCUGCUGCCCACGGACGCCGAGGCCGACAGGGAGGACAUGGAGGCGGCGCGCAACACGCUGCUGGGCCAGUGGCUCCUGUUCAACCAGCACCUGGUGGGCCGCAUGCACGAGCUGGAGCUGUCGUACGCGCAGGCGCUGGAUGCGCUCAAGGGCGAAGCGGCCAUCCCGCUGCAGACGCUGUCCAAGACGGCCGGCUCGGGCGGCGCCGCGGGAAGCGGACGAGGAGACAACGACAACCUCCACCUGGGACGGGAGAUCGGGUAUCCGCAGGACCGGUGGAUUCUCUGCAAUUCCGGCGAUGACGUGUUCGAGCACAUCCACCGCGUGCUGGACCGACAGGAAGCGCUGAUCGAGCCCAAGGAGCGGAUCUGGAAGCAGCGCGGCGUGAUGGGGGAGCGGAUGUGGCGCGAGCGGCGCGGCGGGGACGUGUACGACCGCGGGCUGGUGGCGUGGGACGCCAAGACGCGGUUCAUCCGGCUCCGGGGCAAGACGCGCAGCCCCAUCUUCAUCCUGCCGGCGCACGGCGAGCUCCCCGGGACGGCGGAGACGGUGCGGCUGGAGGAGGCGCCCAAGGUGGUGUCGGUGGUGACGCCCACGUGGCCGGCGCGGACGUCGGACUGGGAGCGCAAGUACGUCGACAAGCUGGACAAGGCGACCAAGACGGAGAUUGCCAACAUGGAGCUCGCCAAGAAGAGGGACACCCUGGAGUCCAAGACGCGGCUGCUCGACGGCGAGCUGCAGAACCUGCGGUUCGCCAGGCAGAUAUACGAGGAAUAUUACGGGGCCGCAGCGACGGAAGACGGGGCCAGGGUCCUGGAGGCCCGCGCUGCCGACCUGGCGAUCCGGUAUAAGAAGAUGCAAGAUACGAUGGAGAACCUUCGCAAGAAGCUGCCUGCCAAGUAUCACAAGCACCUGGGUUCCAUGGAGAAGGCGGCCGACGGUGGCGACCCUGCUGCCGAGACCGGCACCACCGCGCAGCCCACGGGUACCUCGACGCUCGUCUUGAAGAAGUACCUUACCCCCCUCCCCUCUGGCACAACGAAAGGUCAUGAUGACAUUUCGCAACAUGAUGAGGAGGCAUCUGGCACCGUCCUAGAAGGCACGAUGGGAGGUCAAGAGGUCAAAGAUGCAGACACGUUCUCGACUCGUCGACUCCGUGCAUUUGCAUUUGCCUUGAUCCCCACUUCAUCUGUAUGCCGCUUCUUGGGUCUUUCGCCUCCGCUCGGCUUGCGAAGGCAGCCCCGUCAUGAAGGCUUGCUGAGUCUGCGCUUUCUACAUCACCAGUUACGACCUACUCGUGGUGCUGCCACCAUCUUCCGACACAAAAGCGACGCCGACGACGACGACGACGACAACCGACUGGCGAACAAGAACCGCCGACACCGCCGCCACGACGCAUCCGCAACAGGCAAACACUAA